CUGAACCCGGGAUUCUCCAGUCCGCAGGCCGUCACUCCAACCACUGAGCCAAACUGGCCAGGGCUCCUUUUAAAUUUAAAAUACAAUUUCUGGCAUGCCAUUAGGAUAUCUAGGAUGUUCUCAAAUAGUGAUGAAGCUGUAAUCAAUAAAAAGCUUCCCAAAGAACUCCUAUUAAGGAUAUUUUCUUUUCUGGAUGUUGUUACCUUGUGUCGCUGUGCUCAGGUCUCCAGGGCCUGGAAUGUUCUGGCUCUGGAUGGCAGUAACUGGCAGCGAAUUGACCUAUUUGACUUCCAGAGGGAUAUUGAGGGCCGGGUAGUCGAGAAUAUUUCAAAAAGAUGUGGGGGUUUUUUACGAAAGUUAAGUCUUCGUGGGUGUCUUGGAGUAGGAGACAAUGCAUUAAGGACCUUUGCACAAAACUGUAGGAACAUUGAAGUACUAAAUUUAAAUGGGUGUACAAAGACUACAGAUGCUACAUGUACUAGCCUUAGCAAGUUCUGUUCCAAACUCAGGCACCUUGACUUGGCUUCCUGUACAUCAAUAACAAACAUGUCUCUAAAAGCUCUGAGUGAGGGAUGUCCACUGUUGGAGCAAUUGAACAUAUCCUGGUGUGACCAAGUAACCAAGGAUGGUAUCCAAGCACUAGUGAGAGGCUGUGGGGGUCUCAAGGCCUUAUUCUUAAAAGGCUGCACACAGCUAGAAGAUGAAGCUCUCAAGUACAUAGGUGCACACUGUCCUGAACUGGUGACUUUGAACUUGCAGACCUGCUUACAAAUCACAGAUGAAGGUCUCAUUACUAUAUGCAGAGGGUGCCAUAAGUUACAGUCUCUUUGUGCCUCCGGCUGCUCCAACAUCACAGAUGCCAUCCUGAAUGCUUUAGGUCAGAACUGCCCACGGCUUAGAAUAUUAGAAGUGGCAAGAUGUUCUCAAUUAACAGAUGUAGGCUUCACCACUCUGGCCAGGAAUUGUCAUGAGCUUGAAAAGAUGGACCUGGAAGAGUGUGUUCAGAGUCUGUCUCACUGUGAGCUGAUCACAGACGAUGGAAUUCGUCACCUGGGGAAUGGGGCCUGUGCUCAUGACCAGCUGGAGGUGAUUGAACUGGACAACUGCCCACUAAUCACAGACGCAUCCCUGGAGCACUUGAAGAGCUGCCACAGCCUUGAGCGUAUAGAACUCUAUGACUGCCAGCAAAUCUCACGGGCUGGAAUCAAGAGACUCAGGACCCAUUUACCCAAUAUCAAAGUCCACGCCUACUUCGCACCUGUCACUCCACCCCCAUCAGUAGGGGGCAGCAGACAGCGCUUCUGCAGAUGUUGCAUCAUCCUAUGACAGUGGAGGUGGUCAGCCUUGGCGAACUGAGUAUUUAAUGACACUUCUAGAGUUACUGUGGAGUCUCCAGUGGAAGUGACCCCAGUGUUCUGGGCAAGGAUUACAAAGUGAGGCAGCGUCCAGAUUCCCAGAGCCACACAUACAUACACAUACCCACCCACUCUAGCUCUGUGACCAGGGGACUGAAGAUUGUGCUGGCUUUAUCAAGUGGAUUGGUAAAACUUAACCAUUCCUGUUGGACGUACCCAGAAGAAAAUCAUAGGCAAGGUAGGGGAAGGGGGCAUUCCAGCAAACCCAGUGUUACUGCUACUACGGUUUCUUUAUUUUGUUAAAGGGUUUAUUUGGUGAUUUUGGAAUAGCAACAGCAGUCCUCCAGGGUCAGGGAAAGCAUAGAAAAACAAUAUAUGUUGUAUCCAGGGACCAGAAAGAAAAUUUCUUUGCAUCCUAUAAAUGGUAGCCAUUUGUUGUGAGAUGACUACAGAGCUUCUGUGCUUCUCGUUCCCAUGCCAACAUUCUGAGCAUGCUCACAAAGAAGGCUCCUCCAUUCCGCCUCCUGUUUUAGUAUUUGGCUCAGAGGUUUCCUAAAUGGUCACAUUGAAAUCGCUGUGGUCCAAAUGUGAUUACUUAUUCACUCAAAUUGUCACUGUCUGUAGCACACUUGUGCACCUGUUCUGUGUUUCUCCCUCCUGCAUUCUUGCUCAGUCUGUCACCUAUUCAUAGUCUGCUUACUCACACUCAGUUGUUACUCUUUUUGCUGCUGUUGUGUUUACAGUUUGCCUUUUGGAUGAUUAGUUGAGGUUACCAAACAUUUUUAAAAGAGACAUUAUCAAUAAAUAUUUUUUUAAUUCUAUAUUUUACCAUUAGGGGACCCUGCCUGAAUCUUUGCCAGUCUGAAGGGAAGCUAUUACAAAAGCAAGAAAAGUUAUGAGAAGAAAUUGAGCUAAAACUAUUUUGAUGAUAGUAAACUUUGCCUUUUGGUUUCUGUUAUAUUUUGUGAUAUGUGAUAAUACACAAGAUCUGCCCAGUAUUUCACUGCACAUUUUUCCUUCCAUCAAGCUCCACUAACUUAGGAGGCAAGCAAAAUGCGUUUUUAGUGAGGAGUAGAAUGGCAAAUCCCAAAACUGAGCCUGAAACUUCUAUCACCCGAACUCAGGCAUGUUGUGUUUUCACUGAAAUCUGUGUGUGAUCAGUGACAUCUCUGAAUUUGUGUCUGUGGGGUUGAUUUGUUUUAGUGGGAAUGCUGCUAAAGGAGCUGUGCCAUCUAGCCAAUCGGUGUCUCUCCCCCGCUUAGCCUGUCAGGGAUACAAGAAUGAUCCUGUAACAGCUGGUCAACUGUAUGUCAGUGUUGAUGGUCAUCACAUUUAAUAUUGGAGCCUCAAAGGACCAGAACCUUUUCAGAACCUGUCAACCAUCUCUCUCUUGUGUAGCCAGGUGAGGGAAUUAAAGAGACCAUUGAGAGGAAGUAGGGGAUUCAUUGCCCAUAACAGAGUCAGAGAAGUCAUCUCCCCCUCACCCCCAAAUCAUACAGGAUGAGUUAAAUGAGUUUCUAAAGUAUUAGAAGUAGAUUUCUAAAUCCUGAGGUUAGAAACCUUGUGUGCUUUGUUUUUUUUUUUAAUAGGAUAACCUUUUUUGACCACUUUUGGUCUUUUAGAACAUUAAUGUGCAGCCUACCAUGAUCUUAAGACUAUCUGCAUGAUUCAGGCUUUUAAAGGGUUUGUUUUAAUGCUUCAAGUACUGGUUCAACCAGCAUGUGUAAGAAUUGUGUGAUUUAUUUCUUCACAGGCAGUUAUGAAAGGGUUCUAGAAAUGUAUACAACCCACCAGUAUUUAACAUGCUACAUUUU
This is a messenger RNA of Molossus molossus (Pallas's mastiff bat), 3169 nucleotides long. It is a transcript of the gene FBXL20, whose product is annotated as F-box and leucine rich repeat protein 20. Gene Ontology annotation, cellular component: SCF ubiquitin ligase complex. Bases 115 to 1326 code for a protein of 403 amino acids. Gene Ontology annotation, molecular function: protein binding. The record is from RefSeq and is a predicted model, not a curated record. Gene Ontology annotation, biological process: SCF-dependent proteasomal ubiquitin-dependent protein catabolic process. Lineage: Eukaryota; Metazoa; Chordata; Mammalia; Chiroptera; Molossidae. The transcript has 14 exons.